This is a messenger RNA of Zingiber officinale, 582 nucleotides long. RefSeq lists its product as uncharacterized. Bases 1 to 582 code for a protein of 193 amino acids. Lineage: Eukaryota; Viridiplantae; Streptophyta; Magnoliopsida; Zingiberales; Zingiberaceae. The record is from RefSeq and is a predicted model, not a curated record. The transcript is spliced from 3 exons.
AUGGCUGACAAACUGUUGAAAGAUUACGGAGUACCAUAUGCACGAGGGGUUCAGUUCAGCAUCACCCGACCGCCUAUUGAAGCCAACAACUUUGAAAUCAAGCCUGCAGUGAACGGGGUCCCUCCAGAAUUAGUUAGACUACUUCUCUUCGGGUUUUCCCUGAAAGACAGAGCCCAGCAAUGGCUGAACUCCCUUCCAACAAACAGCAUAUCAUCUUGGGAGCAGUCAGGAGGAGCACUGAUAAACAAAAGACUUGAUGAUGCUGAAGAGAUCAUAGAGAAUGUGGCACAGAACCACCAUCAGUUGGCAUCUGAAAGAUCUAGUAACUCUUUCACAGGGAAUCCAAUUAAAGCGUCAGGGAAAUUCAACGUAGAUGCAGUUACACUCAUGUCUGCAAAGAUGGACAUUUUAACCAAGAAAUUUGAAGCCAUGGGAAACAACACAGCUAAUGCAAUAGCAUGUGUUUGCGACACUUGUGGAAGUACGGAUCACGCUCAAGAUACUUGCCCCUUUAGGCUGAUUCAAGCACAGAUGAACCAACUUGAGCAAUGUGAUGCAAUAGCCAGCUACAAUCAGAGGUAA